Phaeoacremonium minimum UCRPA7 is the source of this 1236-nucleotide messenger RNA. Its product is annotated as putative mfs transporter protein. Gene Ontology annotation, biological process: transmembrane transport. The transcript is spliced from 4 exons. The record is from RefSeq and is a predicted model, not a curated record. NCBI's taxonomy places the organism in Eukaryota, Fungi, Ascomycota, Sordariomycetes, Togniniales, Togniniaceae. The coding region runs from base 1 to 1236 and encodes 411 amino acids. Gene Ontology annotation, molecular function: transmembrane transporter activity.
AUGCAUCCCGAACAUACAGCCCACGAUACGCACUUAGUGCACAGUCAUGCUAAAGAACUAGAUAUCCCAGGAACUGUGAACUUGAAACCCGCAGCACGUAUUGUCCACGGUUUCGGUUCCGGCGUCUGCGAAGCUUUGCCAGUUCAGCUGGUCAACGACAUUUUCUUCCUGCAUGAACGCGGCAAACGACUCGGGAUAUACACCGUCUGUUUAUGCUUUGGCGCAACUGGUCCUCUAUAUGCUGGAUAUAUGCUUAAUGGGGGAUACUCUUGGCGCUUGUUCUUCUAUGUCGAGUUCGCCUUUGCCGUUGCACUUCUCAUCUUCGCGUUUUUCGUUGUUGAAGAGACAACAUAUCAUCGCAAGGUACUGCAAGAGAUUUCUGAUAGCCCUGUAGACGAAGACAAGCCGAAUGUCCACGCUGCUGAGACUGCCGCAUCCAGCACAGACAUUCCAACGCGCAAAACGUUCCUAGAGCAACUCAAAUUCUGGGGCAUCUGGGAAAAGGACUCGGACUUCUUCCUAAUGAUGGCGCGCUCCUUUACCUAUUUCCUCGUUCCACACGUUCUCUGGGUUGUCACCACAUACGGCAUUUAUAUUGGUCUUGGUGCUCUGGCUUUCAACUUCACGUUCCCCCUGAAGAUUACCGCACCACCGUACAACUGGUCGGAACUCAAUUCCGGCCUGAUCACCCUCGCCACGCUAAUAGGUUAUGGUCUGGCGCUUCCAUUCAUGACGUCUUCCGAUCGUCUUGCCGCCCGCCUUACAAAGCGCAAUAACGGCAUCCGCGAAGCUGAGAUGCGCCUUGGCGUCAUGCUACCUGCCAUGCUGAUCGCACCUGCUGGCUUGGUUGUCUUCGGAUUCGCAGCUGAGCGCAAUUUACAUUGGAUCAGUUAUUUUGCAGCGGUGGCAAUGACUCAAUUUGCCAGCUAUUUUUACUUCACGUUCACACUUGCCUACGCAAUUGACAGCUAUCAGUCCAAUAUCAGCGAAAUGCUGAUCGCUAUGAAUCUAGGCAAACAGGCGAUUAGCUUUGGAAUGGGCAUCAACUUGCUUGAAUGGAUUGUGGAGCACGGAUAUGCUGUCAUGAUUGCUGGUGUGUUUGGAAGCAUGGUAUUGGCCAACAACCUGUUCUUGCCCGUUUUCAUGAUCUUCGGAAAGAGAAUUAGGGCUUUCAUGUCGAGGACAUGGCUGGCUAGGGUUCAUAAGAGUAGCAUUCGUGAGAUUGCCACUCACUAA